AUGGCGGGCUCCGGGCACACGUGGCCCAACAGCCAGGACGACUACGAGCUCCUGGACGUCAUCGGCGUCGGCGCCACCGCCGUAGUGCACGCCGCCUACUGCCGCCCGCGCAACGAGAAGUGCGCCAUCAAGCGCAUCAACCUCGAGAAGUGGAACACGUCCAUGGACGAGCUCCUCAAGGAGAUCCAAGCCAUGUCCAGCUGCAACCACGAGAACGUCGUCACCUACUACACCAGCUUCGUGGUUAAAGAGGAGCUGUGGCUCGUGCUCCGACUGCUCGAGGGCGGCAGCUUGCUCGACAUUAUCAAACAUAAAAUGAGGAUAUCUAACUGCAAACAUGGUGUCUUCGACGAGGCCACCAUCGCCACCGUACUCAAAGAAGUGCUUAAGGGACUAGAGUACUUCCACCAGAAUGGACAGAUACACAGAGAUAUUAAAGCUGGUAACAUUUUACUUGGUGAUGACGGUAUCGUCCAGAUCGCAGAUUUUGGUGUAUCUGCGUGGCUUGCAACCGGCCGGGAUCUCUCACGACAAAAGGUUAGGCACACGUUCGUAGGCACGCCGUGCUGGAUGGCGCCUGAAGUGAUGGAGCAAAACCACGGCUAUGAUUUCAAAGCCGAUAUUUGGUCAUUCGGAAUUACAGCUAUAGAAAUGGCUACUGGCACUGCACCAUAUCACAAGUAUCCGCCCAUGAAGGUACUCAUGCUUACCCUACAAAACGAUCCGCCCACGCUCGACACUGGCGCCGAAGAGAAGGACCAGUACAAGGCGUACGGUAAAACGUUCAGGAAAAUGAUAUUCGAGUGUCUGCAGAAAGACCCUGCAAAACGACCGACGGCUACCGAACUGUUAAAGCACUCGUUCUUUAAGAAGGCGCGCGAUCGCAAGUAUCUAGUGUCCACUCUGGUGACAAUCGGACCCAGCAUGGAGACACGUGUACACAAGGCCAGUCGAAGGCAGCCCGGCGCGUCGGGGCGUCUGCAUCGCAUGGAGACCGGAGAGUGGGUGUGGGAGAGCGAGGAGGAGGACGACGACGAGGACGACGCGGCGCGGGACCGGCCCAUGAACACGCUGGAGCGCGCCGACAGCUCGGACAGCGACGACGACCGCGCCGCCUUCACCAUCGGCUCGGCCGGCGCACCCGACGCGCGACAGGCGCCACUCAUCAACCUCGUGCUGCGCAUGCGCAACGCGCGAAACGAACUCAACGACAUUCGCUUCGAGUUCGCGGCGGGCAAGGACUCUGCGGACGGCAUCGCCACGGAGCUGGUGGGCGCGGGGCUGCUGGACGCGCGCGACGCCGACGUGACGGCGCGCCAGCUGCAGCGGCUGGUGGACGACUUCCUGUUCCCGGCGGCCGGCGCCACCGCGCCGCGCUCGCUCACCUUCCGCCUCAACUCGGCGCCGCCCGAGCCCGAGGACGAGCAGAGCCUCAUCGGCUUCGCGCAGAUUUCCAUUGUGGACUGACCGGUGCCGCCGACCCGACUAUAUAAUAUAUUAUCUAUGCUUAGGACCUCCUACGUAUUUUAUGGGUGGAUAUGGAAUUAUAUUAGUUGUAUACCGUUUAUGCGGUGGUGAUUUUUGUGGACCGAUGGCCCCGAGGCGCGGCGACGUGUCGUAGCUCGGCGCGUCAAUGUACUCCCCGCUGCCUCCGGGCCGUGCUCUGCGCAGUGCGCAUCGAGUCGUCUGUAUACGAAAACUAUCGCCGCGUAGCUCAAAUGAAUGUAUAUUUUACAUUAUGAUUAUAAGGGUGAAUCUGAAUUUAUAAGAGUAUUUUUUGUGAUCGUACCGUGUCAAUUUUGCUGCUUUCCAACACUGUAAUCGAUUAACUCGGGCCCACAUUCGCAAAUAUUGCAAGCUAUACCAAGGAUGACAAUGUAUGACCUGAUAGAUUGCGCAAAUAGAAUGAAUACAUCCAACAUGUAAGUUAGCACUUCUAGCAUAAAUUAUACUUGUUUAUAAUAAAAAGCUACCUAUUACUGUAAUUCUUAUUACUUUAUAACAACUUCCAAGUGCCAUAUUUAUGAAAUAUGAAUGGAUUAAAUAAAAAUCGUAUACUGUAAGUCGACAGUGAUAUAAAAUUGCAUAUAAUAAAUCAUUACAGUGUUAAUUUAAAUAGCAGGUCUAUAUAGCACCAUAGAAUGUUCUUUUUACAUUGUUAUUUGUUUGUUGCUUAUUUUGGAAGUAUUUUAAUAAUAAAAGAUGAAAUCGA
Molecule: messenger RNA, 2212 nt
Organism: Spodoptera frugiperda (fall armyworm)
Lineage: Eukaryota; Metazoa; Arthropoda; Insecta; Lepidoptera; Noctuidae
Gene: fray
Product: STE20/SPS1-related proline-alanine-rich protein kinase
Exons: 1
Coding region: 1-1467 (488 amino acids)
Biological process (GO): protein phosphorylation
Molecular function (GO): protein serine/threonine kinase activity; ATP binding
Source: RefSeq, a predicted model, not a curated record